AUGUGGAUGCUACUGCUCCGGCUAUUCCUGUGUGUUCCCAUGAUUUUCCUGGUGGUGCAGCGUGCUCUGUGUGACACAGCAACAUUUUCCCCGGUACCCUCUGAUGACCAUUCACCUCCAUUCUCAUUCACAUCGCCAUCCUACGAUGCCAUUUUGGUCGAAAAUGGCAGCCCCGAACAAAUGGUUAUGCCAUUGACUUCUCACAUGGGAACACCGGAGCCAUUUGGGGGGAAUCCAUCUGGAACUGUGGAUUUUAAAAUACUCAGAAGUGGGAACGAUGAAAGAGCUUUCAUAGCGAGGUCGCGAAAACUCGGACGAUUCUUUUUUCUGCAUAUAUACACAGCUUUCGAGUCUGAUGUGACUCGUAGACAGUCAUCCUAUAUUCUGACCGUGCAAGCCGUGUUCUCAUCAAAGGUACUCGCUGGACUGACAUCAAUUGUACUUCGCAACGAAACGAAGAUCACGGUCCGUGUCAUUGAUCAAAAUGAGAAUUGUCCAUUCUUUUCUACAAUCAAUUAUCAUUUUACUGUCCGAGAGGAUGCUUCAGUUCAUCGACCUGUAGCUCGCGUUGUUGCCAAUGAUGCAGAUUCAGGUUUUAACGCACAGAUUUACUACUACCUUGAUCCUGCGGUGUCGGAUGUUCCAUUUCGUGUCGACACGUACACUGGUGAAAUAUAUCUAACCAAGAGGUUAACUCCGGAGUUUCACGAUCCUAUGCGUGGUCUGAGAUUUAUGGACACUCUAAGCGACCGUACAAAAUACGAAUUCAAUAUGUACGCCACUCACCGCGGAGCCAAAACACAUGUCAAUUGCAACAUAGUGAGUUUGGCCAAGGUUCACAUUCGAAUCUUGAAGAGCACACUAAUUCCGCCUACCAUAAUCGUAGAUGAGUUCAGUGACAUAAGGCUUCCUGGGGUCGUAGGAGUUGCUUACGCUCGCAUCAGUGUUGUGAAUCAGAAUUCAGCUCAGAGGCACCGACAUCAGCUGGAGAUAGUAGAACCGGGAAUGCGAAGCAAUUUCGAGUUAAUUCCCACUGGAAAGCCUUCCGAAUGGCUCCUACAGGUACGGAGAAAUCUGUCCUCAAUAUCUCUUAACGGUAAAAUCACACUAACACUGCAGGCGAGUGAUGAGAUCGAACUUGGUGACCUAGAAGAUUCAUCUGUUCUUACGACUCCACUAGUAUCGCGUUACGCCGUCAGCAUUCCAGUCUUAUCUAAAUCUACUUAUCGUAUCUACUUUCCCGGCGAGGUCCAUCUGAGCAUAUCAGAAGCGGAUUUGGUUAACUGUACAGUUGCAAUCUUGCAACCAUCUUUGACAUUCUUGAUGACAAAUUACAGCUUUCUGUACACGGAUUUGCGGACAACUGUAAGAGACAGCGGUCCAGAAUCUUCUAUAUUUCUAUCGCCUUCCGGAGCUGUGGUUGUACGACAGGCUCUGGAUGUGGAUGCGACAACAGUAAAUAAACCAUUCAUUCGCGGAAACAAUACCAGGAUCGUUAUCCCCUUUACGGUCGUUGAUCGAUUCAACUUGUUGAUCAGCAGUGCUCCCGAAUCUCGUCUGGUAAUCGACGUUCAGGACAUCAAUGACAACGACCCAGUUGUGAGAAAUAAUGCCUCAGUCUACGAAGUGCGGGAAGAUGCAGUUGUUGGUACUGUCAUUUUUCAUGUGGAUGCUUUUGAUCCUGAUCUUUCGCGUACUGACAUAUCAUUUUCGUUGUACAAUUCACAUAAUCUACCAUUUUCCGUGACACCACGAGGUGGAAUAUUGGUGGGAAAAGAACUGGACGCAGAAACAAUGCCCAAUGAAUUUACGCUUUACGUACGGGUAUCUGACUCGGGAUACCCGAUGCCCAGAAGUGUUUUAGCUGUUUUUACUGUGCAUAUUAUGGACAUCAAUGAACAUGCACCGCAGUUUGUAGAGCUGUCAUGCGAAGCGUGGUUAACGGUGACUCAUUCGGGUUCUAUAGUUCCAUCAUUGAGCAGUUCCGUGACCGGCCGUACGGUUGGUCGUUAUUUCGCCGAGGAUGCUGAUCGAGAUGGUCAGAGUAGUGUCACUAUUCGCUUGGCCACAUCUACCUUGUCGCGACCGUGCUUUCGAGUUGACGAAAACACGGGCGAGUUAAGUGUGAUAUGCUCUUAUUUGGGUCAACCAAACUCUCAAAUUAUCCUGACGCUUCUGGCAACUGACAGUGAUAAGAAUUCGGAGGUUCCUUUCCAACUUGUCAUCAACUUGGUCGCAGCUCGUGAUGAGCGGGGAAAUUUCACGCAACGUUGUCAGUCUUCCGAUAUCUACAAAGAAAUUCAAACGUUGAAGCAACGUCGGAAAGAGUAUGAACUUGCUCUUGGAUCCCUGUCAACUACAUUCAUUAGUUCCGAUAACCGUCAUCAACCCAAGUUUUCUUCUGAUUUGCCUAUGCGUCUACAUAUUCCCGAGAAUCUUCCUCUUGGUACGACUGUUCUACAGUUUGCUGCUUCCGAUGAAGACGUUGGGGACUACUCAUCCGCCGGACAGUUAAUUUAUGGCCUUGAAGCCAUCAAGGCGGUUAGUGUCGAAGCGUUCGCUCCAGGAUUUGGCGCUAGAAGGACAGAUGCCGACGUACACCAGGCUUUUGUUCUCAAACCACUGUUCUCCAAUGAAAAUACUUCUCUGAAUCUGCUCGGCUCGUCCCAUGGUAUGCGACUAGUAGUCGCUGCCCCUUUGGAUCGCGAAGUGAUUUCAAGUUACAGUUUGAUGCUGCAUGUCUGUGAUCUAGGUUCUCCUCCUCUGUGUAGCUCUUCCAUGCUCAACAUAUUUUUGGAAGAUCUAGAUGACAAUCCACCAGAAUUUUUAACAAAUUCACAAGAUGAUUUAUAUCAAGGAGUUUAUUCGACCAGUUCCAGCUUGCCGUUUUCGGGCCACGGCCCAACCCCACCAGGUGUUGUGCGCGUCCGCGAGAAUCUCCCGUCGGAUACCAAAAUAACUCAUGUAGUUGCCAUUGACCGUGAUGUCACCGAUGAGGUGCGAUAUCGCCUGCUGAAUUACAACGAUACCUUUAAGAUUCAUCCACGUACCGGUCGAAUCAAACUGUUGCGUAGUCUCGAUCGUGAAAAGCAGUCUACGUACGAACUGGUGGUCGAGGCUUACGGUCAACCACCACGCGAUUUCUCUCAGAAAACCGUCACACCACAGUAUAGACAGCUGCUUCGCCUGGCUCAGCCGGAUAGUCUCUCGUUUCACAGGCACUCCAGUACCACUCGGAUUGUGGUUCAAGUCAUGGAUGAGAAUGACAAUGCGCCCGUGUUUACUUCACCAGGGGAUUCUACUCACGUCGGUGACGAAACAACUCAGGAUGACCCAAAUGAGCCACAUCUAGAUGUUUGGUUUGGUAAAGAUGGCUACCAUUUGUCCAUUCCAGAAGAUAUGCCUGAAGGCGCCUAUCUUGUCACUUUGAGCGCACGAGACGCGGACGAAGGAACGAACGCAUUGCUAGCUUACAGUUUAUUUGGUAAUCCCAAAGACGUGGAGUGUUUCAGUGUAGAGCAAUUGACGGGAGUGGUAAAAUUGGCCACUAACUGCGAUCUGGCUGCGCGGCGGGGCACGUCUCUCAGAUUGACUGCCUGGGCUGUGGAUCAUGGUCAACCGCAGCAAUCGGCAAAUGUAUCGUUCUUGGUGAACGUGCUAGCCGUACGACUGAAUAUGUUCCCGCCUCGGUUUGACCCACAGCCGGCUCUGUAUUCAGGCUGGGUUGGUGAAAACAUGCGCUCAGGGAGUUUGGUUUUUAUGGAAAAGACUGGAAGACGUCCAUUGCAAUUAAAGGCCACCGAUCCUGAGGGAUAUGGCGUAAUCCUGGCCGUCAUGGGUGGAUCUGGACUUGGCUACUUUUACAUUGAUGAUAAUGGCCUAGUUAGAACAAUGCGUAUAUUAGACGCCGAAUCUGUACCGGAUGAAGGAGGCUAUUGGUUGACUGUUUAUGCUCUGAAACAACCUCAAAGUUCUUUCGGCACAUGGUUUGAUCCCCCUGUCUCAAAGGUGAUCGCCACCGAAUCCAAUGGCACCAUGCAUGCGAUUGCUGAGGUGUUUAUCGAGAUUCUGGACGAGAACGACAACUUUCCUAUUCCGUUGGCACCGGAAUACGAGGCAGAGCUGAUGGAGAAUACACCGCCAGGUGUUUUAGUCGUUGAAAUUUCAGCUACUGAUCCGGACACUGUCGCACAACCGCUGCACUACCGUAUUACGGCUGGAAAUCCCCAAGGCCACUUCAACAUCGAUUCAGAGACAGGUGUCAUCCGAACCACAGCUCGACCCUUGGAUAGAGAAGCAGUUUUGAAUGAAACAGGUAAAGCGGAGCUCAAUCUGAUGGUGUCCGUAUCAGAUCGUGGAAAGCCUCCGAAAACUUCCACUGUAGUUGUACGUAUUCUUGUAUUGGAUGCAAAUGAUCAAGCCCCACAAUUCAUCCCACUUGGACCAGUUCCUCCGAGAUCCUCAACGAAUAAACCUACACCUACAUAUUACUUCCGCGCCUACUCAACAGAUCUCAGAAAAUCAGGCGGUUGUGUUGGUCGCGUGUUCGCCAGUGAUUUGGAUAACUUGGAAAACGGUACGGUGUUCUACUGGCGCGACACUAUGACCCCAUCGGUUGAGGCGUCUGGCAGUGCCGCCGCUACCGCCACCGUCUUUGAUGUAGACACCCAAACCGGGUUGAUUUGCACAAACCAGAGUUCACCGCCACCUAUCGGCGAAUAUCAUUUGGGAGUGUAUGCUAAAGACCGUGGUCGACCUCCUUGGAUCGCAAACAACAAUUUAGCCACACUUGUUGAGAUCCAAGUUGUCGCCACACCUCAUUUUGCCAAUCUGACUGCAUCUGCUCAGCCGACAACCUUACAAUUCAGUACACCUCCACCGAAGCUGGUACGUGUAUCCGAUCAACAUUUGUCCGGACAUCGACUGUUCACAUUUGGCGUUGUUGAUUCCCUCGACCCGAUGGGUAAUAGUUUGGCAUUCUAUCUGGUCGAUGCCAGUGGAUCAGCUCGCGUUCCGUUCGGACUAGGUCGAAUUGGGUCUGGAGAUGCAUUUGUUUUCUUGGCCGAUCGUGUCACAUUGAAUCGAACCACGAAUUGGUCGUUGGAAUUGAUUGCCUCAAAUGGUCAAGAUCUCCUGGUUGCUAAGAUACUCAUCCAAGUGGAGAACACAAUCCCUUCGCUGCCCAAUUUUAUACCGGAACUGUUUGCCAAAGACUCGGGUGUCCAGUUAACUUGGUAUAAUCUACCGCGUCCCAAUCGUGAUCCGUAUUGCGCUCGUGGACUAGUAGUUCACAUAAAUUUGAGUGAAUCCGUGUUGGUGGGUAGUUUAAUUUGUCGUCUGAGAGCACGUUUGGAUGAUCGUUUGCGCUCGUCAGUUGCAGAUGCACUUCAUUACACCGUAGUCACUGUGGGUCAGCCCAGGACACGAGAGCUAUUCGGAUUGGAUGAGCAUACGGGUGAAUUACAUGUGAUACGAGCACUGGACCACGAGAUAGCAGCCGAACAUUAUCUACACAUUUCUGUAAGAGACUCACGGGAUACUACAAAUCGUGCACGUUUCGUUGCUCUGUUCAUCAAUGUGACCGAUGCGAACGAACACGCACCACAGUUUCUCUCCGCGACGGAAAACUCCGUACCCGUUUCUUCGUUCAUCUUUCCCGUGAUUGGUUCAAGUCCUGUGGGUUCAGUUAUUGGUCGAGUUUUGGCCUAUGAUCCGGAUCCCGGAAUAAACGGUCGGAUCACGUAUAGCAUAAUAGGAGGUGAUACCGCGCAUUUCUUCAACAUCGAUGGAGAAACUGGAGAGCUACGUUUAUCCAAAUCUCUCCUCCCGAACCGCACUCGCAGUAUGGCCACGCGUGGUUUUUCACAGACGAAUCCACUGCUUCCAUCGGUUCUUCAGGCAACCUUUGGUGCCACUGAACCUUGGUUUGGUACUCAUACGCUCAUUGUUUCCGCCCGAGAUGCCGGUCAACCAGUAUCCCGGAGUAAUCAUACACAGGUUUUAGUUCGUAUCAUACCCGGUCCCGGUGGGAUUGAUGUGGCCCCUCCACGAUUCCGACAGUUUGGUGGCGGAUUAGUACGUGUCUCUGUGCCGGAGAAUCGUCCUCCUGGGUAUGUGAUGGCUCCUCUGUCUCGUCUUUUACAGCCUCAAUCUGCAAUACAUGGAUUUCUUCGAUUCCAUUUGAUUAGCUCAACCCCGCUUGAUUGGUCCACACAAAUUAUAAUACCGAGUGACGACCGUCUAUCGAACGCUGACCGAUCCACGAUCAGAUCCAGUCGGCCCGAAUUGUUUCAUGUCACUCCAGACACCGGGUUGCUUAUCACGCUUGUUCAGUUGGAUCGUGAACGACACGGCGAUUUUCAUCGUCUGCUUGUCGAAGUAACCGGAUCUCAUGGUGUUCGUACAGAGCUGGCAGAUUCGAUUGUGUUAGAAAUACAUAUCAUUGAUGAAAAUGAUAAUCCACCAACAAUUGAAUCACCUGCUUACAUUCUGGGCGUGAUCUCCGAAGAUGCCCGACCCGGCACACCCAUAUUUCAAGCAUGUGUGGGGCCAGUGAAUUGUGAUCAAUCCAGUCAUCUCAUCCCAGUUCGUCUGAGUUCAUCCGACCCGGAUCUCGGUCCGAACGGUCAAGUGGUGUAUCGGUUCGUCGGUGCUGAAGCGCGUCAAGCCCAUGAUCUGUUCAACAUUGAUCCGAUCACUGGACUAAUUCGACUCGCACCCAGUCGCGCGUUGGAUCGUGAACAGAAUUCAGAGCACUAUUUGACAAUUGAGGUCUCGGAUGCUGGCACACCUGCACUAACUGCGGAUCACCUGAUUCGUAUACGAGUACAGGUGUCCGAUGUGAAUGACAGUCCACCCGCGUUCCAAGAACCGUUUUCCAUGCGCACACUAACUUUGCCCACCUACCAACAUGAAUUUAUCACCCGGUUACUUGUGACAGAUCCGGAUGUGAACGACACGGUUUCCCUUCGUUUGCUCAGUGGUUUUGAUCAGUUCGUUUUGGAUCCUGUCUCGGGUGAUCUGCGUGUAGCACCGAAUUCCACCCUACUGGAUUUCGGAUCACGCGUGUUCGAGCACACAUAUUUAGUUGAAGUGGAAGCUUUUGACAGUCACCUUCCUGUUCCACACAUCGCACGCACAAAUGUGACCGUAUUUGCACGACCCUUACCGUCCACCUUGAGGAAUGAAGAUGCUAAUUUGAUUGUGGAUCCCGCGAAUGGUCUGGACGUUGAACUGACCGAGCACUACCGGGGCUCAGGACCUCUUCGACUUGGACAGUUUAGCGUCCGGAAUGCACCGAUCGGAUCUUCUCAUCGAUACAUCGUACUCAAUCCUUUACCCGGACUCAUGGUGGAUCAACUAACUGGGACAGUGUACGCUACCGGUGACCAAGGCCCAGAGGAACUCGAUCGGGAACGAACACCCACCCUGAUUAUGAAUAUACUAGUGCGGGAUUGGCACAAUCGCCUGGGUCGUAGCUCUGUACGCAUACGUCUGUUGGAUGUGAACGACCACGCGCCUGAGUUUGUUGGUAUUCCCUAUCAUGCCGUAUUCUGUCUAGGCAUAUCUGGUCGGCCAAAAUCAGAUACUCUCACCGGUGUCGGUACAGGUUCGCGGACGGCUACUGCAGUCACCGUGAUGACCGGGGAAUCGAACAAGUCGGCGAAGGUUUCAUCGACCCAGUCUUGUCACUACAAUCAGUUCAAGGUCACUGCCAUCGACAUAGACGAGGGUCGGAAUGGGACCGUAACAUACAGUUUGGCUAGUAUCCGACCGCGCGCUGAACCACCUUUCCUCUCUAUCAAUCCGAACACCGGUCUAAUCUCCGUGUUACGCAUGAUUCCCCCCGACUGGACCGGACGUCACAUGAUCGCGACGGUAUUAGCCGUGGAUGGUGGUGGUCUGUCAUCGAGUACUACCGUAACCAUUCAUCUGGUCUCGACUGACGGGCCUCGGUUUACCGCAGCGUUUUACACCGCCUCGGUGGCUGAAGCCGUACCGAUUGGUGAGGCGGUCACAACCGUGGAGGUGACUAGUGCACAUCAGAUGGCGAGCUUGAUCUAUCGAAUAGUCAGUGUGAAAGUCGGCACAGAGAAUGUGGAUUCAUCCAAUAUGGUGGCAUUGGAACUGGCGGAUAGCCCCUUUUUGUUGGAAUUCAAUACCGGCAUAAUUCGAUUGGUGUCCAAGUUGGAUUAUGAAACAGCUUCACGUUAUCUACUCUUAUUGGAAGUGCUGGACACUGAAACAAGCUUGUCCGCGCGGACUGAACUAUCCAUCAAUGUGACCGAUGUGAAUGACGUGGCGCCCCGUUUCGCUGUACCUGAACAGACAUUAUUUAUCUCGGAGCGCUGGGCAGUUGGCCACCCGGUGUUCCAUCUCCAGGCCACGGAUCCAGAUUCAGGCUACGGUGGUCAGAUUGUCUAUUCACUGGAACCGCAUCAACCAAGUAGCAAGUUUGCACCGAUUCAGGCGGACCGAUCUGUGGAACCAGUAACCCAUUUCGAAUGUGAUCCAAUCACCGGCUUGAUUCGAUUGACUCGCAAGUUGAACUAUCAUUCCAAUCCAGUGCAUCGGUUCUGGGCCGUAGCUACUGAUCAGGCUGCCAUGUCGUUGAGUUCCCGUAUUCCGAUCACGGUUCAUGUACUAGACUACAAUGACCAUCCACCACAAUUCGAUAUGCCUGACCGAGUGGUGGAUUCUGUUUCGUCCGAUUCCUCUUCUUCGUUGCCCAAUUGUCUAUAUCGGGCACGAAUCAGUGAACGCGCCAGUCCGGGCACGUUUGUUCUUCGUCUGAUGGCCAGUGAUCCGGAUGUGAAUGAUACACUGACCUACCAUAUGACCCCGAAUGCGCCGAAUCGGCAUUCAGAAUAUUUUCGUCUGGGCACCCAAGAUGGCAUUCUGCGCUGGGCUCCAUUCCGCACUGAUCGCGGCGAGGUCGCAUUACAGACCUCGAUGUUGUCAAAAACGUUGACCGAAUUGGACAGCCCGGAUUCCCAGUGGUCCACAUUUGAUUCUUCUGAUGCAGCCUUUCCGACGGACAGAUUGGAAUUUCAGGUAUACGCGUCUGACCAAAUACAUACAACCAUAUGCAACGUUCAAGUGGAAUUAGCUAUUAGCAAUUGGCAAGCUCCAGAAUUCUCUGGAUCGAAACACGAAGUGUGGAAUGUGUCUGAAUCGAUGCCGGUCGGAUCACGAAUUGGUACAAUACAACCAGCUCGGGAUGCCGAUCGUGGACGUUAUGGUCAUGUUACAUAUCAACUGGUCGGAGGACACAAUCGUGACCAGUUUCGGAUGGAUACACGCACAGGUGAUAUGUUCUUGGCCUCUCGAUUAGAUCGGGAAUCGAUUGAUCGAUACCAGUUGUUAGUUCGUGCAACUGAUGGAGGUCAUCUAUUCGAUCAUCUGUUACUCGAAUUGUACGUCACGGAUGACAAUGACAACUGGCCAGUUAUGAUACAGACAAAUUAUGAGAUCACACUGUUUCCUAACGAGUACGACGCCAAAAUCACAUCGAACGGAUUCCCUGUGCGAACAGAUCUGUUCGUGAAAGCCACGGAUGGAGAUCUACACGAGAACACUCAUCUGGUGUAUCGCAUCUUUAGUCAGCCGAAUCACGCGAGUCCUUCAGAACAACAACAAAAAGAACCAGUUCACGCUCAAACAUUCGCCAUCGAUCCGAAAUCUGGACAAGUGAUGGUACAGAAUCCGGUCAGUCGACCCGAUUUGGACGAGUGGCAGUUGUUUGUUGAGGCCUGUGACGCACUGACUACGACCCCUGUGACUUCAGCACACUGUUCAAAUCCAGCCAAAGUACACAUUCGUUUGGCUGCGCGCGAACCACCAAGCCGACCGAGAAUUCAUUGCACCGCCAGUCCCGUUUUGGAGGACAAUCAGCUUUCUGACCGUGAAGUGGCUUUAUGUCAAGUUCAGCCCACCAAUUUGACUGGAGAAUGGAUGCUUACCAGCGUGACCGUAUCACGGACCGGACAACACGCGUCGGUGUUUCGUGUGGAUCGUCAUUCGGGUCGGGUGUUCAACAUAAGACCUUUGGACUAUGAAUUCGCUUCGGCUUAUCUUCUUCGUGUCCAAUUCCGACUGUCCAAUUUCAAACCUGUCGUUCUGGCCCACACGGAAUUUACCAUUCAGUUAGUCGAUGUGAACGACUGCACACCACUUUUGGACUCUCCGAUUUAUCGAAUCGAUGUUCCAGAAGAUCUUCCUACUGGCACAAAUCUGAUUCGACUGCUGGCCGUUGAUCGUGAUGCGGACCGUACAGAUCCUAUCACAUACUCUCUUUGGCCAAUCGGGAUAUUGGACGCUGAACUGUACUCGGCACUGCGUGAAGCUGCUCGAGGACUCCAUACAUUUCCUGGUUCAGAUUCAGAGAUUGCAUCCCUUCGUCAGAAGUUUUCUGUCAAUUCUCGUGGGUGGAUCACUCUGAAAGGUUCACUUGAUUUUGAGUCACAAUCAGAACACACCUUUAAGGUUGUCGCAAUGGAUGCCGUGGGUCAUUGGAAUGCCAGCUCGGUGAUUGUAUCCGUGAUUGACAUAAAUGAUAAUGCACCACAUUGGCCAACUCGCGAAUCAUCCAACGAUCCACUAGAACACAUUCUCUUCUCAGACAUUUUGCGUCGGCAGAUCUUAUACGACGAAGUCAAUGUUUCCGAGAAUUUCAUGCAUGUAGACGGUGAAUUGAUCUAUCAACUGACUGUUGUAGAUCCCGAUAGGGAAGUCGCUUCCUCUCCCAUAUUUUAUAUCGUCACGGAUGCGGAUCAAGAUUCGACCUCUUCGCCCUCGCGGAUGUCCACAUCAAGCGCGUCUACCUUUUUCUCUGUUUCAAAUUCUGGGGCGGUUCGUCUCCGACGUCCAUUGGACCGUGAAUUGGGUGGUUCAUACACGUUAAAGUUCCGUGCGUCUGAUGGUUUGUUCGUCACCAAUGAUGUGUUUGCCUUGAGAGUGAACGUGGUUGACGUGAAUGACAAUGCACCCAUCUGUUCACAGCCCGAACGUCAUUUGUCCGUGUUUGAAAAUACACCCAACGGGACAAUCUUGGCUCGUCUUAUCGCAACAGAUGCGGAUGCGGAACAUAUCAAUUCCGUGAUUACCUACAUCCUGGUUUCCGGUGAUCCUGCUCUAUUCUCCGUGAAUGAGACAACCGGUGAAAUACGUUUAGGCGGCCCACUUGAUUACGAGACGAAACCAGAUCACACAUUGACUGUUCAAGCCACUGAUGUGGGUCAACUAUCGUGCGCAUUUAUAGUCCAAAUCAGCGUCCUCGAUGUGAAUGACAAUCCACCCGUGUUUGAUCCAGUCCAUAUCAACCCGAUUCCCGAAGAUGCCCCAAUCGGCAGUCUUGUGGGCAAAGUGACCGCACGUGAUCCUGACACAGUCGAUGCUAAUCGCCUUAUCUACUCUUUGGUCGCUGCACACGAAGCCAGCUUUAGUAUUGAACCGCACACUGGAUUACUAAAAGUGAGCAAAACUUUGGAUCGUGAGACUCAAAAUGUUCACAAAUUGACCAUCCUUGUACGUGACGGACCUCUCUCGUCUCUGUCCGAAUCGUCUUCGUUUCUAUUGAAAACCAUUGCUGGUGCUACCGCGCCUCCCGGUACCUCUACCGUUGUUGAACAUCGGUUUACGGCCACCACAUCUGUGACGGUGCAAUUGUUGGACGUGAACGACUCACCACCUCAGUUUGUGAAUAUUUCGGCGCACAAAUUGAACGUAUCCGAACUGGCCCCCGUCGGUCGUUGGCUUACACGCGUGCGCGCGGUCAGUCAGGAUGAGGGCACAAAUUCGUUGAUACACUAUCGCUUGUUAACAAAACAGGGCGAAUUUGCGUUGAACCAAACAACAGGUGAUUUAACGCUGCAGAGUGAGCUGGAUCACGAGCGUGCUGAUGCCUACUUCCUGACCGUGGAGGCUAGGGAUCAUGGAAAGCCGCCGCUGAGCGCCACCGCAGUGGUCACUGUGAAUGUGGACGACGAAAAUGACAAUCGACCACAGUUUGUUGGACGUCAACCGUUACCGUCCACUCUGCUUCUUCUUCCUUCGCCGAGCGAAUCCAAACCAGAUCCGGGCGAUUCGACUGCCGCAGGAGAAUAUUUCUACAGUUUCAGUAUAUUGGAGAACAGUCAAAAUGGCAAAGAAGUUGGUCGGCUGAACGCCGUGGACGCAGACAGUGGUGACAACGGACGUUUGGCAUACACCCUGUUGACAGCGAAUGAGACUGCCCCUUGGUUUGGCCGACUCAAUCGGACGGCACUUCCACCGGACACCGAAUUAUUGACCGAUCCGAUUUCACCAAGCCGACCCCGAUUCCGAUUGGAUGCUGAUUUUGGACGCCUUAUUGCUCUGUUUGAACCAGAUCGUGAACUGGUCAGCGAGUAUUGGCUAGUCGCUGCAGUGGCUGAUCGAGGUCGACCAGUCUCAUUGACUAGUCAUACUCUGGUCCGUGUGCGUAUUCUGGAUAUCAAUGAUUGCCCUCCGGUGUUCGAGAAACCCAGUUACGAAUUUAUUGUUGAGGUCGACCGUGCUGGGAAUGUCAGUGGUUGCUAUCAAAGCCAGCCCACAGAAGGCGACGUGCCCCAGGCGAAUUGUCGCAAAUCCGAGGGUGAUCGUGUGCUGAUUGGGCGUCUUCGACUCACAGAUACGGAUGCUCCACCUAACUCCGGUCCAUUUACCUGCCAGUUGACACACUCCGGUGCAAUACAGUUGACUGGAGAUUCCGCACGUGCUGGAGCCUUAUUUUCCGUGCGAAAUACUUCCUCCGGAUUGUCACAACAUGACGACGGGAGCGGAGAAAGGGCUAUCUCUUCAAGAGAUGGAAAUUACACGACGGGCGAGUGUUUAUUGUACGCCGUCGAUCGUCUUCCGGUUGGUAGCCAAAGCCUCGUGAUUCGUGCGAAUGACAAUGGACUGACCGCUUUGCAUACCAGUGUCACGGUCACUGUACGUGUGAUACGUCAGGCUAAUUUACCACCGGAAAUUGUUCGUGGCAAUGCCACUCUUACCUACUAUCGCGGUGGUGGUAGAGGUAGCACGUUUGUCGCCCCGUCCCACAGUUCUGCAACUCAAGCCGAUUUGGUCAUUGCUCGGGUCACUGUAAAAGACCGGACUGCACACGACCGACUAACAUUCGAAUUACUCCCGGAUAGUCCCAGUGCCGGCCUGUUUCGCGUAGAUCCGUAUGAUGGAACUGUUCGAUCCGCCUCAUCUACCGGAAUGGCGGCGGAUGCAUCUACUGAACCUGGUCCGGAUAAUCGUCUCUCUCUGGUAUCGGUAGUGCGCAAAGUACCGCCUCUGAGUCGACUGGAUUCUGGAUUGUAUCCGCUACGAAUUCGAGUAACAAACGGAUCUUUGGCCUCAGAAGAAACUUUGUACAUCAGGGUAGUAGCAAUGACAGAAGAAAUGCUAGAAUCGGCCACAGUUGUACGUGUGUCCAAUCUCCUGCCAAAUCUAUUCUAUAUGGAAAGUUACGAUCGGCGUCUUCGCGUCUACUUGGCAUCAGAAUUACUUUCUGAUCAUCCAACAGUUACUGGACGCCUGAAUGAGGAUCUGGUAUCCUCUUCUCUAACAGAUCAAGUGUACAUACUGUCCGUGCAAGAAGCGGAUUUGGCCGUACCACGAGAUCCACAUUUGAGAUCCGUUCGUGCACCACGGAGCCUAAAUCGGGCAGUGGACGUGCUGGUCGCGAUUUAUGAUUCACGGACGAGAAAGUUCCUCGAACCUUCAGUCAUUGCGCAAGCUGUGAACAGGAUUGCGGAUACACUAUCCGGAGAGUUUGGUGGUCAGGUGGAAGUGAUUCACGACGUGUGUACACCGCAGUUUUGUCCACGUGGUCAGUGUGUGACUAAAAUUACCGUUGAUCCACACGGACUAACCAACCGUAUCGAGAUUCACCGAGUCAGUCAAGUCUCACCUCGAUUCAGUCUGACUCCGGUUUGUCAAUGUCCGCCACAUUUCACCGGCCUACGAUGUGAUAUCCCGACCGAUGGAUGCUCGUUGGCCAAGUGUCCCCAACACCGAGUUUGUAUUCCACAAGGUGGUUUAGAUGGCCACGUGUGUGUCUGUCCCCCACCACGAACCGGGUCAAACUGUGAAUCUGUGGCACCGAUCGGAUUGCGUGAUGCUUGUUUCUCUGUCGAGUGUUUUCGUGAUCGAGAACAUGGCGCACUUCAAUUCAGCGGUGGUUCGUUCAUUCACUGGGAACUACUUCAUGCCAGUCCGUUUCAUCUUGAGCUAAGCUUUGAAAUGCGCACGCGACAAAGCAACGGACCGGUGCUGGCGGUUCGCUGGAGUGCACUUCGUGCUUUUCAACUUCGUUUGGCUACGGGCGGUCGAUUGGUGGUCUCAUCAACCGGUCUUUCAGAUGGGUUGACUUCCUCUGAUUGGCUUGUUUCAACCGACCCGAUCUCAGACGGUCACUGGCACUCUGUCCGACUCAUCCUUACCGCAACCGAGGGGGGACCGGGCACAGAGGAGAAUGAUGCGUUGUUUUUCCGACCAUUUGAAGAUUCGGAGACUUCUGCUGACCCGACAACCCACCGUUUAUCCGAUCACACUCGAAAUGACUAUUGGUGGAUUGAAUUGACCUUGAACGGGAUUCAUCCACGCUCGGCCUCGAUUGAUUGGGCUCCAGGAGACCCCGUCCAGCAAGGGAUUUUGUUCGGAGCGGAUCUCAUCGACGGUUUUCGACCAUUAUCUCCUAAUCCAUCAUUGGACAAAGCUCCUGUUUUGGGACGAUUCACACGUCUGGGUCAAUAUGCUCAGAACGGGACUGGUGAGGAAGAGUUCCCUGUUAUGCGAUCCGGUCUUGUAGGUUGCCUCCGAAAUGUACGUAUCAACCGGAUCAAACCACCUUAUCAGGUGAACUAUCCGGCCGCCUUUUCUCCGACGCAGUCUGCUCAUCUCGCUUCCGUAUUGAAUCCAGUCGGGAGCCCGAUCCUUGUGCGUACCCAUCAGCUCAUUUACGGAUGCGAUCCGAGCACUACCGUGUCCGGCUCAUGCAGUGCUGGACCGUGUUUACACGGUGGUGUAUGCAUUCCAAAACAUGGCUCUGCUAGUCCAUAUACAUGUCAGUGCCCACCGCUAUUUCACGGUCAUCAUUGUGAACGGACCAGUGAUGCAUGUUUGCUCAAACCGUGCCAGAAUGGUGGCAGCUGUCAACCCUUGUUCGGAUCCAGUGUCGGUCCGAGUCCCACUAGUUCCGGUUUGGCCGCCUAUCGUUGCGUUUGUCCGGCUGGUGUGUCUGGAUUGCACUGUGAACUAAUUCAUGGUGGUUCAGGGACGGAACCAGUCUCCUCCUCCGCUUCUUCUUCGAGCAAACAUUCAAGCCAGUCUGCCAGUGUUGGAUGUCGUGCUGCGCAGUUGGUACUUCAACACACUGUUGCACCACGUCGUCGACAUCAUACGUCUGCUUGGAAUUAUGCGGUCUCUCAUCCAAACCAGAUUUCCUCAGUCAGCUUGAGCAAAACACCGAUCGUUUGUUUGCACGGUGGACAUUGCCUGGAAUCACCAAGCGGUCCGGUUUGUUCGUGUCCAAUCGGAUGGCAAGGCGGUCGCUGUGAACAAGACAUCGACGAGUGCGCACUCGCGGACUCGCUGUUCGCGCGACGUCGUUCACGCGGUACCAGUCAUCAUGCAUUUCUGGUGAGCAGUAGUGGACCGGGCUCAUCUGCCUCAUCCGACCUGAAAUGGAUCGAUUCAGCCGCGGGUGGUUUGUGCAGUCCGUAUGAGAUCGGUCGUGGUGUGUGUGUGAACACACCGGGUUCGUAUCGAUGCAAUUGUUCGCUGGGAUUUGGUGGACGGCAUUGUCAGUCCAAGAAUCUAAUCCCCUUGACCCCGGAUCCCAACGCGCUCGGCUUGACGCAGUUACACGUAUACAUCAUUGUCGGACUGUUGGCCUUUUUAUUCCUGGCUGCCUUAACUACCAUUGUCUUGUUGGCUUGUCGCGCACGCGGUUUUCUCGGUUGUUCUGUGGGCCCUAAUGGACGCGAGGUGAAAGCUAACGGGUCGUACUGGUGGCCAGGGUCAAAACAACAGUCUCCACACCCCGGUUCUCUGUCUCAUCCGCACAAACAAGCAGCUCCGUCACCUGAUCCACAGUUCUAUCGGUACAAUCAUUCCGCUGGUAGCAGUUUGGCCGGUGUCCCAUUUCUGACCCCACAUCCCGGUCAUUCUGCUCAUCCCAGUCGAGUUGGCACUCAGUCUAGUGUCCGUGGUUUUGCCACCACCUAUGGGCCUGUGACACAUCGGCGUCCGUCACUUGCGUCGUCUACAUUUAUCAUACCCACUGGCACUGACGAUAGUUCCACAGCCCUGUUGGCCGGACAACAUGAGGGUGUCAAACGAGACAGCCGUGGAAGUACAGCACCCACAAUGACAGACUACAUAGAUCGGGAAGAUUUGUCCGGAGCCGGACAAUCCCAUCUAGUGUUGUAUCCGACUUCCACCGGUGAACAUGUUCCCGUGGUCAUGAUGAUGUCGCCAGCUAUGUCUUAUACAGUUCCCGCAAAUACGGUCGGCAGCCGUACGGCUAUCAUGCCUCGUUAUUCACCUGCCUCGUCCAUGGUAUUUUACGGUCCAGCCACCUUGUCCGGUACGGGCACUCCAACCAAUCAGGGCAGUUCCUCGUACAUUGGCUACAAUCUGGACGCACCCAGUUCGGCCUGUAUUCCUUCCCGUCAGAUGCAUCCAGCCUCACCCGUAGCAUUCUAUCCGGCCACACCACAUGGCACUUAUUUGUCAUCCCACCCAACUUCACAGACACAGUUUGUUCAGUUUGUCGGGAUGCGACCGAACUCCGUAAUCGGCUCCGAUCGGUUAUCGUUAGGCUCUGGCAGUGAUCGGAUCUCGGCACACAGUAGUCAAGUUUUGGUCCCACCGUCUCAACAGCAGCAACAUCAACAAACAAACGUAAAUCAAUCCAUACCUGGCUCGCAUAUUCCGGCAGCUGCUUUUGUUCAAUACCACACGCCACAAGUCAUUCACGGUUCUCGAGGCAUGAUCAACGCGCAACCGAUUGUUCAUCCGGUCUCGAUAGAGCAUUCUGUUCCAGACACGAAGACGGAACAUCCAACAGAUAUGGAAUUUGUGGACAACGAUCCUGAUGACUUAAAUGGAACUCUGCGCUCUGGCAAGACUGUAACACUGCGACCAAAUGGCACUCGCAUGGUGUUGAAUCCUGGUGCUGACAUGAACUCUCAUCCACGUUCAGAUUAUCAGAAACCACGUCCGCUCCCACCCAACUUGCAUCAUGGUCCUGGGGGAUCACCGGUGAAAGCAAAUGAUCACAAAGACCGUGCGUGGCGUGAUCAAUCAGUUUGCCAUCAGCCGUCCAAUGCUUCAAUGAUUCGGAUUCCUCCCUCAGACCCAAGUAAUUAUCGUCAUGGUAGACCUCCAAACUGUCGACUAUCUUCCGCCACCCAACCAAUCUGCUUCGUUGCACCGGGGAAUACGGCUCACAGUCAGUGGUUACCUGCUGUUGUUCUCCAUGCCGUUUCUCACCCGGCGGUCUGCCCGAAAACGUAUCCAGUAGUUGAAGGACCGGCUGAUACCACGUACAGCGUUGCGCCGUGUCCGCCGGAUCUCGGACCAACGAAGAAAGCCUCGUGUUCUUCCAUGGGAUUUCUGAACACGUCUUCUGCUGGCGUACACCAUCCAGUACCAGUUUGUUACAGAUCGAUGGAAUGGGACAGCCAAAAUGCUCCAAAUCAUCCACUUUUGCAAUCCCGUGUAUCUGGGUUCCGUGAUUCAUUAGGACCACAUCACCCCAGCAGACUAGAUACUUCUUUACUUAAUCCAGAGACGCGGUUCUCUCAGCGUCAUUUGAGCAGACCUUUGAGUCAACAUAGGGGUGCAUUGGGAGCGGCUGCCCGACGCAGUGUGCGUCAUUGGCGUAAUCAGUCGAAUACUGGUUUAAACAGUGGGUUGCCUCCACUGGUUUCGAAUCGACCUUGCUCAGCUUAUCUAGCUGGCUCCUUACCUCCGAUCCACCCGAAUCAUCGUCUCUGCACGGGUCUAUCCAAUCCAGAUCUCCUGCCGCAUCAAAACAACAUCGAGAACAACGGAACCGAUACUAAGUCGGUAACAAAUGCUCACCGAACGGACGAUCGCUCUAACGCACCGCUUGCAUUUGUGGAUGAAGUGCCACUGCACGAGCUCAAGUCGAGCAGUCGUGGUCAUUCGAAUCGAUUGCUAAGUUUCGCCCCAGUCAUCAAUCGUGAUUCCGCUUUUCAUCAGACCACGCGAAAUCGAGUCAGUGCGGAGCAAGCGGGAGUAGUGCUUCCACAGAGGAAAGACUCAUUGAAACCGUCACCAGAACAUGGCUUUUGUCCGAACGACGGACUGACGGGAGGAACAAAUCAUAUAGCACAGAAUGGGACUUCCGAUUCCGCUCACAGUUCCAAUUCUCUAGAAUCUGACCGUCCCGAAUCAGCCGUUUUCAACUCUCUCACGUUAGAAGAUGGUCUAUCAAAUGGCAGUGAUGAUUACAAUUCGAGCACACUUCGUGCUCGUUCUCACCAAAUGAACGGCUGUUACACCGAAGUGAAUCACGAUCCAUCCGCGUGA
Fasciola hepatica (liver fluke) is the source of this 18573-nucleotide messenger RNA. The record is from the annotation of a GenBank genome assembly. NCBI's taxonomy places the organism in Eukaryota, Metazoa, Platyhelminthes, Trematoda, Plagiorchiida, Fasciolidae.